Sclerotinia sclerotiorum 1980 UF-70 is the source of this 1260-nucleotide messenger RNA. RefSeq lists its product with no specific name. The record is from RefSeq and is a predicted model, not a curated record. Lineage: Eukaryota; Fungi; Ascomycota; Leotiomycetes; Helotiales; Sclerotiniaceae. The coding region runs from base 1 to 1260 and encodes 419 amino acids. The transcript has 7 exons.
AUGGCAGAUCUUCAAAUCCAUGCAAAUUUAGCUAUAGCAGCAGCAGCCGUUUUCAUACCUGUUUGUUCUGCUACAGUGGGACUGAGAAUCUAUGCUAGAUAUUUGAAGAAGGUGGGUUUGGGAGCUGAUGAUUAUUUGAUUAUGGGUGCUUUGGUCUUUGUGAUUGGGAUGGGCGUCGCUAUUAUGGCUGAGGUCGGUCUUAAACAACUCGGAUAUCCAGCACCAGCCCCAUCAACUCGAAUCGGAAAACCAGAUUCAAACAUCGCAUUCUGGCCCGGCGAGCUCCUCCAAAUCCCCGCCCUCGGCCUCGUCAAACUCUCCCUCAUCCUCUUCUACCGGCGCGUCUUCACACGCAACGCCGCCCCCCGCUUCAACAUCGUCACUUGGUUCAUGAUCAUCAUAAUUCUCAUCUGGACACUCUCCUUUUUCUUCUCCAUCCUCUUUAUCUGUGGCUUGGAUUUUUCCGCUUAUUGGACUAGUACGAUUGUGGAGAAGGCGCAUUGUGUGGAUACGGAUCGCUUGCAUAAUGCGUUUGCUAUUAGUGAUGUUGUGACGGAUUUUGUUAUUAUUUGUUUGCCGGUGCCGAUGAUCUUCGGUCUCCAUCUAACCGUCGCCCGUAAAAUAGGUAUUCUAGCCAUCUUUUCCCUAGGAGCUCUCACCAUCGCCGCCUCAAUCGUCCGAAUGAUAGUAUUUAUCCAAGCCACCGCCGUAAACUACGAUCCGCACGCCGAUUUUGAAUUCAUCUGCACAUCCGGCCUCUACUGGUCCAUGAUCGAAUCCGGCCUCGGAAUAAUCGCCGCCUGUCUCCCCGCCCAAUAUGGUCUUCUCAACACCAAGGGCGUACAAUCCCUCGUCGCGAGCGUCCAAUCCGCCAUUUCACUCCGCUCAAUCAGAAGUUCUUCUCAACAUCCCAGUUUGGAGAAUGGGAAUGCAAAUGGUGAGAGAAUCGGAAAUGGAAAUGGGAAUGGAAAUGGAGAGAGAAAUAUAUUUGGGCAAUAUACGGGAAUGCAAUAUAUGCAUCGAGAAACGAAGGGGGAACCGUGGAUUAUGGGUCAUGCACAUGGACAUAGGGGUGUUGAUGGAAGUAGAAGUGUGAAUGGAAGCGAGACGCAGCAUAUUACUGCGCAUGCGGAGGGACCGGCGAGGUAUGAGAGGGAGGGGGAAUUAGAGGAGGGGAUGGGGAUGGGGGAGGGGGAAUUUAAUGGGAAGGGCGGGAUCGUUGUUACGAAUAGUUUUGAGAGUAGAGAGGUGUUGGCGUAG